Cornus florida is the source of this 2411-nucleotide messenger RNA. Its product is annotated as methyl-CpG-binding domain-containing protein 13. The record is from RefSeq and is a predicted model, not a curated record. The transcript has 4 exons. Gene Ontology annotation, molecular function: DNA binding. Lineage: Eukaryota; Viridiplantae; Streptophyta; Magnoliopsida; Cornales; Cornaceae. The coding region runs from base 592 to 2295 and encodes 567 amino acids.
UCGUAUUUGAACCUAAAACCGUCCUUUCCUCUAACCACCUACUCUUUAGAUUCUUCUCAUUAGAAAAAAAAUUAUAAAAAAAAUAAAAAAUUCAACAUACAUCAGUCCUCCCUCUCCCAUCAGUCAAAUUAGUCCCAUUGUCAAAUUCAGGUCAAUUUUAACUCUAUUCCGUCACACAGACUUUACCAUUUACCGAUCAUGUUUCAUUAUGAUUUGGUCAAAAGAGACCAUAAUGAAGCAAAUUCAACAAAAAUGGAGAAGUGGAGUUAGGAAAUAGUAUUAUUAUAUAUCAUCAUGAUGUAGGUAAUAGGAGUGUAUCAGCAUCUCGGACACGUUUUGGGUUUCUCGAAUUACACACUCAGAAAGUUUGGCAACACGUGGUUUGGGACGCCUUUUUGUCCGCUACUCUAUUUUAUGUAGAGUGAGAAAGAUUGGAGUCAGAGAGAGAAACAGUGGACCUUUUAUACUCAUAGAUUCUCCAUUUUAGGGGUUUUAGAGAGAGAAAAGAGAGAAGCACUUGGGAGGUCAAUCGACGGAGAAAUUCGCAAAUUUUCGGUGCAAGAUCACCGGAGUACGUCAGAUUCCGGUGAAAUGGCUGACCAGAAGUCGCCGGACUGGCUUCCGUCAGGUUGGACCAUGGAGCUCAAAGUUCGGAGGGAUGGGAGAAAAGACAAGUACUAUAAUGAUCCUGUUAGUGGAUAUGUAUUCCGCUCUAUGAAGGAUGUUCUUCGCUAUGUUAAAACUGGAGAGCUGGGAAGGCUUGCAUCCAAACCAAAGGACAAGGGCAACAGUCAUAUGGAGUUGGAAGAUGAUAAAUUAUCUUCACCGGUUGUAGCUGAAGACCAGAAUUUAGCAGAAAGUGGAAUAAAUAGACAGAUUAUUGAGAAUCAGAGCUUGAAGCCGGUUGGAGUAGUAAAGGAGGAACAAAAUCAGAGCUUGAAGCCGGUUGGAGUAGUAAAGGAGGAACAACAUCAAAGUUUGAAGCCGGUUGGAGUAGUAAAGGAGGAACAGAAGCCGGUUGGAGUAGUAAAGGAGGAACAAAAUCGGAGCUUGAAGCCGGUUGGAGUAGUAAAGGAGGAACAAAAUCAGAGCUUGAAGCCGGUUGUAGUAAAGGAGGAACAAAAUCUUGAAUCCACAUGUACUGGAGAUUGCAUACCUCUCUCUGAACAUACAUCUGAUCAGUGUAGGGAAGGGGCUGCAGUGAACAGUGUUGACUUGCCAGGAUCCAAGGAUUUGAAGCAAGGAGGAGCGAGUAGUGAUUCUACUAUAAGCAGUGUUUCAGCUGAUGUAGUUGGGGCCCUUCCAGAAAAGCAACAACGGGAAGAUGGCAUAGGAAGGCAUCGAAGUAGAAAGAAGCUACUUGGGUUAAACAAAAUGAAAGAGCCUCAGUUACCUCGCCGGGCUUCAAAACGACUUGCUGGGAUUGUAGUCGAUCCACCAGCAGACUUAAUAACGAAUAAACGAGCUCGUCAGGUUGCAGCCAGAAGGUCAGAUGAGGCAGACCCUAGUACUAGUGAGAACUUGGGAAAGGUGACCACCCAAGAAGAGCAUGCUGGAAAGGAAGAAGCAGAUAAUAAGCCUGACAAAGAGCGAGAAUGCCCUCUUGUUUUGCCUCCCAAGAACCCAUCUAUUCCAGAAGAACAUGUUGGACUACUUGAAACUGAUGACAAUGCUAAUGAGAAACCAGGAUCCCCUACUUACUUAUAUUCAGACCCAUGCAUUGACUUUGCAAUAAAAACUCUUACGGGUGCAAUUCCAAUAGAGGAUGAGAAUAAGGCUGACGGGAACCCAUGCCCUAAUCCGAUAGGGGAUGAGAAUAAGGCUGAUGAGAAUCCUGGUUGCAGGGUGGAUUCAUGGAUGGACCCAUGCAUCGAAUUUGCUAGAAAGAUACACACAGGUGCAAUUCCAAUAGGGCACGAGAAUAAGGCUGAAGAUAAUAUGGAGUUGUCUUAUGGAGAUUUGUGUACAGACCCUUGCAUAGAAUUUGCAGUAAAAACUCUCAUUGGCGCGAUUCCAGUAGGGGAUGAUCUGUGUGUUCAGAAUUACUUUCAGCAACCCAGCUCAUCAGAAACCCAAGGAGCCAAUGGCUUGAAAUUACAAAAUGUUGGCUUAGAUUUCCGUGACGCUGAUAUUUUGUGCCAACAAUCAGAGAAGCCUUUACUUAAACAACAGGAGUCGGUGACGAGUAAUUUAACAAACUCAGGAAAUGUUAGCUUACAGAAUUCAGGUGGUGGUGGUCGUCACCAACACGUUGAAGGGAGAAGUGAGCAAUGCUCAAGACAGACAAUGCUUUAGUAGAAAUAUCUAUGUACAAUUAGAAGAACUAACGUAUGAACUAUGAAGUCUGUACAAUUAGAAGAGCUACUGUAUGAACUAUGAAGUUAUUUAGGUAUUAUGACCUUUUCCCCUUU